This is a messenger RNA of Colletotrichum spaethianum, 1956 nucleotides long. Its product is annotated as heterokaryon incompatibility protein 6, OR allele. The transcript has 2 exons. The coding region runs from base 1 to 1956 and encodes 651 amino acids. The record is from RefSeq and is a predicted model, not a curated record. Lineage: Eukaryota; Fungi; Ascomycota; Sordariomycetes; Glomerellales; Glomerellaceae.
AUGGUCGGACAAGACAGCUCCUACCGGUAUCAGCCCCUGCCUCCCAUUGCAGAACAGGGUCGAACACCGCCGUUUACACGCCUGCUCUUCCUGCACCCAGGCUUGGGUGAGGACCCAUUCGAGGCGCAACUGCAGAUUGUCAACAUCGAAGAUGCGCCUCCCUAUGAGGCGUUGUCUUAUACCUGGGGGAAACCCACUGACAAGCCGAGGGAUUACAUAUGGCUACAGGGCCACCCUUUGCCCAUCAAGCCAAACCUAGAGGACGCACUCCGCUCCCUGCGCUUGCCGACGCAGGUGCGCCGGCUAUGGAUCGACGCUCUUUGCAUUGACCAGUCGGACUUGGACGAGCGCUCUCGCCAGGUCCAGUACAUGAGACUGGUUUAUAAACACGCCGCUCGCGUGAUUGUCUGGUUAGGUCUCAAAACCGCUGGGACUCAAGAGGCAUUCAUGGCUGCGGAGAGGCUUGCGAGGAUCAGAGAAUACACUCAUCCCGGUCCGAACACCGAGCAACUUGAUCCCAAUGCGGUCCAGGAACUGAUGAGCAGCAUGGUUGACGAGUUACCCGAGACCUGCAUGGUCCAUCUGGACGAGGUGUUUGAACGGCAGUACUUCAGUCGAUGUUGGUGUGUACAGGAAGUCGUAGCAUCGACCUGGGCGAUCGCCAAGAUUGAGGAUCUGGAGAUGUCCUUCUUCGACCUCAUCGCGUCACUAGUCAUCCUUGCCCGCUGGAAAGGGGAGAUCUCGAUCCACCGGCCCUACGAGCUGUGGAACCUGAUCCUGAUGCGUCGUCAGCCGAACACGGACCAGAGCCGUCCCGAAGUUGAGGGCUCAAUUGGCUCGUUCCUCGGCCUGCUCGAACUGACGCGGACGCUGCAGGCGACCGACGAGCGCGACAAGGUGUUUUCUCUCCUGGGCAUCUGCGACGAGGGGCUGAACCCCGUGCUGGCGCUGACGCAGGUCUUUGACAACAAUGACAGCUGGCGCAUCCGACUGAUCCGUCGGGGCCUCACGCGGGUCAACAACUUCGUUAACGGGCUCGCGCCGGAUCUGAACUUUGGCCGACCAAGGGCCCUGCGGCCGGAUUAUAAAAGGGAGACGGUGCUGGUCUACUGCGACCUGACGCGGUUUCUCAUGCGAAAGCAGCCGAGGAUCUUGGACGUCCUCGACCAUGUACAGCAUAACGAAGAUCCAGGUCUUGGGGAGUACCCGUCGUGGGUGCCGAAGUGGUUCGACCGGAGGACCUGCUUCGUAUUCAAGGGGGCGUAUCUCGCCGGCUUCUGUGAUGGGCACUUCCGGUACUUUGCUGAGCUACAUGAUAUUCCGGUCCGCGACGAUCCCGUAUGGCCAAAGGUUCUGUCCCUGGAUGGGUAUCACGUAGAUCUGGUGCAGAAGACCAGCGAGACGUUCGAGUUUGGGUGGGGGUCGCGGGCGACGGCAUCGGCUAUCGUGGAUGCCUGGGAGCAGCUCUUCGAUGUGCCCAUUGCGCCCAGAAGCGGGUGGAAAUAUCGAGACGGCAGCCUGCUUGACGUAGCAUUCUGCAAGGCCGUUUUGGCCAGCGUCCUCGGACUGAUCAUUGGAUACAAAACAUGGGGGCUCAACCCACUCUUCGACGACCGCACGCGGAAGCCACUCAAGGAGUUAGAUCAGGAGGUUCUAGACCUUGCGGAGACGUUCCUUACGCAAAUAGCCGAGUUUGGUCUCCCGCUGACGGCGGACGAGUUCGGACAUGCAGGGCGGGAGGAGAAGUUGCAGAUCUUUGGUGCCGGGGCACGAACAUAUUCGAACAAUCGCCGGGCAUUCGUGACUCGCAAUGGACGUGUGGGCAUUGGACCCAAGAUGAUGCAGCCGGGCGAUGAGGUUGUCGUCCUCUUCGGGGGCGCAUGCCGUUCGUCGCACGGCCGCGGGGAAAUCAUCGACUCCUGGUCGGAAGCUGUUAUCUGGUUGACGAUGAGUUGA